CUGUUGUUAGAGGUGGGAAGCGGUAACACACCUGCGCGCGCGCUCUGUCUCCCUCGACGCUGCUGGAGUGAACAUGGGCUCCUCUCAGUCUCAACUGCAGGAACAUGAAGUCCAGGAUCUCUCCGAGAAAACCGGCUUUUCUCCAGAGCAGAUCAGAAACCUGCACAAGCGAUUUAAGAACCUGACCAAGAACAGGGACACGUUAAGCCGAAAUGACCUUGAGAACAUCCCAGAUUUGACCUUCAAUCCCAUUCGAAGCCAAAUCAUUAACGCCUUCUUUGAUAAAAGGAACUUCAGCCGGGAGGAGGUGGGCGCUGUGGAGGAGAUUGUCUUCGAGGAGUUCCUCACGGUCAUGUCACACUUCAGGCCGCUAAAACAGAACUUGACGCAGGAGGACAAAGAGAGGAUUAGAAAAGAGAAACUCCGCUUUCUCUUCAACAUGCAUGACAAAGACAGUGAUGGCAUGAUCACUCUAGACGAAUACAGAAAGCUGGUAGAAGAACUGCUGUCCACCACACCAACUAUUGAAGCAGAAACAAGCAAGGCAAUAGCAGACGCUGCUAUGCUGGAGGUCGCCAGUGUCACGAUGGGUCAAAUGGCUCCAGACGAGGUGUACGAGGGAAUCAGGUUUGAGCAUUUCCUUCAGAUUUUGAAUGGCGUUGAGAUCGCGUCGAGGAUGUACAUCCGCUUUCUCUACGUAGACACCACGACGAUGGGCUGCAGUAACUGAGGCGUGUCCAUCCGCCCGGCACGGGUCCCUGCACCGCUCUGAAUCUUCUACGUCCUCUUAACGCAGUCAAACAGGAAGAACGGCAUUUUUAUACAAACAUAUCUUUGAUCUGAUGUACGUGUGACAUCCGCACAGGCGUUUAGUGCUGGAAUGGAGCAUGACUGAAAGGUGGAUUGUUUACUAAUCCUUUGGCCUGGUCUAUAUUUGGGUGUCUUUGAGUAGAGGGUAAAUUCUGUACCCAGUUAGCACUUGUAUUUAUAUUACACACACACACACACACACACACACACACACACAUAUAUAUAUAUACACACAGUACAGACCAAAGGUUUGGACACACCUUCUCAUUCAAAGAGUUUUCUUUAUUUU
Molecule: messenger RNA, 1099 nt
Organism: Silurus meridionalis
Lineage: Eukaryota; Metazoa; Chordata; Actinopteri; Siluriformes; Siluridae
Gene: tesca
Product: tescalcin a
Exons: 8
Coding region: 74-730 (218 amino acids)
Molecular function (GO): calcium ion binding
Source: RefSeq, a predicted model, not a curated record